Molecule: messenger RNA, 5169 nt
Organism: Gambusia affinis (western mosquitofish)
Lineage: Eukaryota; Metazoa; Chordata; Actinopteri; Cyprinodontiformes; Poeciliidae
Product: germ cell-specific gene 1-like protein
Exons: 5
Coding region: 3128-4204 (358 amino acids)
Cellular component (GO): plasma membrane
Source: RefSeq, a predicted model, not a curated record
AGAAAACGCCUGAUAAAACAAUAAUAAAUAGCUGUCUCUGCAUUCGAGAAAUACUUCUUAAAAUGAAAUAUCCUCCCUCUUUUCAUUGAUUGAUUCACUGAUCAGUCCCUCCAGGAUUCACAAUUGGGUUUUUUGUGAUUUAUUCUUUUUUUUUUUUUUUUCUGCAAUCAUAAUCACAGAUUUUGUGCCGCCAAGCAGACAUUUAUGUAAGUAAUGUUUUAGUUUGGCACGUGUUUUAGUUCACUUCUCUUCUGGAAGACCCAGAGACGACUCUUUCUAUUUCUAGUAGAGUCCAUCUGAUUCCUGAUGGAAAUCUCAUUUUACAAGGAGCUGGGGACGCCGCGCUCUCUGUUAAAGUUUCAUAAGUCAUUUGAAGAAAAACACCCCCCACGGAAUGACAGAUCCUCCACCAGAAUUAUCGUGAACCUUGACCUCUCUUGACCAAAGCACACAGUUCCGGUUGAGGCGCCAGCAGACUUUGUCAGUUGCCACUUUGUUGCAUUUAUCUGGAACAAAAUGUGAGGUCGUGUUCGCCUCACUUUAGAACUGCCAUGCAGGGAGCCGCAAAAAAAGCACUUUGGACGCCGCGGCCUUAAUACAUGGAGUUGUCAUUUGAAAACUUUUUAAAUUCACACAGGUUCUCUGAUAUUUACGGCAGCAUAUUAGGGCCAUUGUAGAUAGGGGAGGGAAAUGCAUUUCUGUCAAAAAAAUAAAUAAAUAAAAAGUUUUAAAAAUCUUCGACUAAUUGAGUAUUCUCAAACCUGAGGGGGGAAAUGUAUACUUUCCAAGCUCGGAAAUAUAUAUGUACAUAUUUAUUUAUUUUUUUUUCUUGAAAAGUUCAUAGAUUAAUCGCGAAACUUCUGAGUUUUGUGGCGGAAAGGUACGGUUAGGUCUGGAAUGUUAAAAUGUAACAAAAAAAAGUAUAAAACAGAAACUCGUGGGGGUGGGGCGGCAGACUCUAUUUAACGGAGCUGCACAUGCAGUUCAAUGCUUUGCACCCAUCAGGUCUUAGUAAAUGAAUUUCGUGUGAUUGCUGUUGGUCAGUAUCCCGACUAAGACUUCUCUCUCCAAAGGUCCUACUGCUCUUCAAUAUACAGUUUCUCUCUCCAAAUUUAAAGUUGUGUGUGUGUGUGUGUAGCUUUGGUCAGUGUGUCGAGGUUAAAUCAGAUCUGAAAAGCCUCGGCUGGAGAUUCGGGGAUGGAAGGGAGGAAGGGAAUGAAAUGGAUCAAGAUGAGUCUAGGAAUGAAAUUGAAACAGAUGGACCUGAGCUGUCUGUUUUGGAUUUAUUUAUACGGCUGGAUUAAAGGCGUGUGUGUGUGUGUGUGUGUGUGUGUGAUUGAGAGAUACUCUCCUGCUUGUGUCGGAGUGACAGUCACACCCCCCACGUAGAGGUCACCGUGGUGACCAAAAUCCUCCCGUCAUCAGUGGAGCGGAGUGGGGAGCCAUCACUCCUUUUCCACUUUUCCUCUCCAAGAGGAGGCUGAGGGAAAACGCACAGCAGGUAAGAAUCCUCCCUUUGUCUCCAACACACAGUUUGGCUCGGAUGUGUCGCGUCCGUCCCCUGGACGGUUUCCAAGGCGAUGCCAGAUUUCCUCUCCAGUUAAUAUAGUACGUCUUCGUCGGGGCUGUGUGAGUUUCUGUCUGUCCGCAACAGUUGGCAGCGAUUGCCGUUUCGAAAGAUUGAUUCGUAGCCCUUUGCAACUUCUGUGAAUGUUAUUGGGAGUUUUCGUGACCGACCAACACAAGCGGCACAACGUUGGGAAGUGGGGCUAAAAAUGAUGCGUUGUUAGAAGUUUUUUUCUUAUUUAUUUAAUUUUUUUUUUCAGCAGAAAGAAAAACAUUAAAAAAAAGAAAAAAGUCUUGACAGUGUGAUGUGUAGUUUCGUUCAGGCCUCUGAAUCAGUGCUUUGAAGACCGGCUUCUGUCUGGUAAAUUCCUUUGGGUUUUUCUCUACUGGCCGUGUGCAGCCAGAGCAGGGGUCAACGACCUUUACAGCGCUGACAGCAGGUUUCGUCUUCGCUCCAGCUAGACAACGUCGAAGACCCAUAAAAGAUACAAGACGCUUCAAAACAAAAUAGCCACUUUUAUCAAUAUCUGUCGUAGGAAUUUAAUUUUUAGAUUCGAGAAAAGCUUCUUUUUUUUCCGUUAAAGGGAAAUAAAUACAUCUUUCUUACCAGGAUGUUUACGUUUUGUGUAUCUUUUUUUUUUAGCAGGCAGUUUGCAGCCUAAAGGCAAAGAAAUAUUCUUAAUACUAUUAGUUAAUAAAAAAAAUUUAAAAACUGUAUGUAUUUAUUACAUCAACUUUUUAUAUAUAUAUAUCUUGCUGUGAUUUUUUUCAUUUUUGGCCAUAGUUACAGCCACAAUGGAUGGUCUAGGGAGGUUGCAGAUCUCUAGAAAGUGAAAUUGUUUAUUUUUUUUUAAUUUAUUUUGCAAAAUAAUUCAAACCCAGAUUUGGAUGAAUAUCAAUUUUCAUGUCUUGCCACGGAUUCUCAAUGGGGCUGGACUGUCACUGAGCCGUUCAAACAUGCUGUGAUCCAAAUCCGUGGUGAAAGAAGUAAUUUCAAUUUUCUUUAUUGUCAUUAAAAUAAUUGUUUUGUGAAUGUGACUUAUUUAGAAGAUGUAAUAUUUGAAAGAACCAAUGUUGUAGAAAGGGAAAUCUGUAGUUCAUUGCAGAGUUGAAACAUGAGGAGGUUCUCGCACUUUUGCGACAUUAAAAGAAAAUCAAAAAAAAGUUUCUGAUUUUUUUUCUUUUUCUUCUGUGUCUACAUUUAGAAAACAGUCCAUGCUCAGCAUCUAAAAUGAGAUGCAGCUGAGCAGAUCACUCACCGUCUUCCACUUUGGCCCUGGCUGUUUACGGUCAAGGGUGAACCUCCAGCCUUUCUCCUUUCCUGUCCGCCAUUUUGUAUUGGUCUGUCACACAAAAAUCACAACAAAACGCAGACGUUUUAGGAGUAUAUUGCACAGAAUUCACAUGCACUCAUCUGUUGCAUCUCCUCGGAGAUUUAGUUAGAAAAAGUGUACGUCAUCUCAACAAGGCUUUUCUAACAAAGACAAAAAGAAAAGGAUCAGACGUCUUUAUUUUAACUGUUGUUUCCCUCCACCACCCUCCUCUUCCUCCUCCUCACAGGAUGGCCUUCCUCAAGAGGGUGCGCUCCCCUUCCCUGUCCUUCUUCCAGACAGUCGUGUCCCUCCUGCUGAGCACCGUGGCCCUCACCUCCUCCUUCUGGUGCACGGGCCAGCAGAAGGUACCCAAGCCUCUCUGCACGGCCACCAAGUUCACGCGGUGCAUCCCUGUGCCGGGCUUGUCCAACACCUCCAACAUCCAGUUCUUCUGGGAGACGGGCGACGACCGCUUCGUCUUCCCGUACUUUCACACCGGCCUGUUCAUCAUCUGCGAGGAGAACAUCUACGUGGACGAAUGGGAAGAGAAAUGUCGAUGGUUUUACAAUUUGACUCCCGAAUCAGAGGAAGCAAUGAUUUGGCUGUGUCUCACGUUGGAGUUCAUGUACAUCGGUCUGCUGCUGGUCAGCUGUCUGCUGCUGUCCGCCCAGCUGUGCAUCACGGCCUGGUUUCCCUCCACGCUGCGCUGUGGCCAGAUGCUCAACGCCUUUGCAGCUGUCUUCACGGUCCUGGGAGGUCUUCUUGGGAUGGUGGGUCACAUGAUGUUCAUGCAGGUGUUUCAGACCACGGUUUCAAUGGGACCAGAAGACUUUAAACCUCACAGCUACGGCUACUCCUGGGCGUUCUAUUUGGUGUGGCUUGCCUUCACCGUGUGCAUGGUGGCGGGCGUCUCCACCCUGAACAACUACACCAAGAAGGUCCUGAUGGUGGGGCCCAGGAGUAGCUCCAGCCUCAACCCCUGCAGCUUUAACUUCAUGGGCCUCCUGCCACCCGCUCCCUGCUACACCCCCCCAAACCUGCCCGUCACCCUGUCCGCCCCUCUGCCUGCCCCCGUGAUCUCCCACCUGUCUCCCUACUACGAGCCUCCGCCGCCCGCUUCGCCGAGGCUCACCCACUCCCACUCGCUUCCCCUGACUCACUCGGACUCGUUCCCUCCUCCCCCGCCCCACCCGGCACCCGCGUCCCCGUUCCACCGCCUCUCCCUGUCCUCCCCGUCUCUCUCGCCCUCCAUCUCCGUUCACAGGAUGCUUCCGGGACGCAAGGAGCAUCCCUUCGAUCGGGACGAGGACUACAGCCCGCUUUGAACUCUCACAGGCGCAUCUCAGCGAAUGAGAAUAUCGUCAAAUUUAUUUCAGUGAAUUUGUUCAAAAAGCGAAACGCAAAUCAUCACACGUCAACACUUUUGGUCGAAAACGACUUUAUGUUUAACAAGGAGGGUAGGUCAGGUUUUGGUUGAAGACUAUUGAGUUGACCAGCAGAUGGUCACUAACUCAACAACAACCUCUCUGUUCACAGAGCACUCUGUCCAAGGAUUUUGAUGGAAAAUUGAGUGGAAGAAAAAGGUCUGAAACAGCGAACCUGAAUAAAAUCAGCUGCUGUUCUUUUAACCCUUUAGAGUCCAUGUGAAAGUAAAUCUGGUCUCUUUGUGAAGAUAUUGAUCAAAAAUGUACUUCUAUGCAGUUAAACAUAACCUAUUUGCAAUAAGCACACAGUUAUGAAGUUUGAAACACCAAACAAAUUAAAAGAUGUUUUAUUUAUUAUUUUUAUGCAGCUGCUUAUGAAGUGUUGAAGGUAUGGACUGGAAAAUGCAAUGAAACUGCAACAUGUAACUGUCUGCUUCUAUUACAAAUCUGAUUUAAAAGGAGAAUAUCUCAAAAAUAACUUUCUGCGGACAGGUUUUUGUCCGUUGCUGUCCUGCGGUUAUUUUCUUUCAACAUGCAGUCAUCAUCAGCGAGGACUCAAAUAACACAGCAAUCCUCCAUUAUAUACUGAAGUGUAAUUAUUGCCAUAUAAAUAGAAUAAAAUAGUAAGUUACCUUGCAGAAUUUGAGAUUUUAGACAAUAAUUUUCUUCACGUAUCCUCUCUCCAAUCAACUUUUAAAGUUUUAGUUCUUUGAACAAUUUUUUGAUUUUUUUCUUCUUUUCUUAGAAAAGAGCGCAACAUUUUCAGCAUUCAUCCUUGAAUAAGGGUCACCUGUCUGAACACAGAAUGAUUGACCUCAUCUCUGUUUGAAACUCAAAUGAAUAUCUUGUUGUGAACCAUCGAUCCU